Messenger RNA from Tremella mesenterica DSM 1558, 684 nucleotides. RefSeq lists its product as uncharacterized. The record is from RefSeq and is a predicted model, not a curated record. Gene Ontology annotation, molecular function: phosphatase activity. Gene Ontology annotation, cellular component: cytoplasm. The coding region runs from base 1 to 684 and encodes 227 amino acids. Lineage: Eukaryota; Fungi; Basidiomycota; Tremellomycetes; Tremellales; Tremellaceae. The transcript has 7 exons.
AUGUCAGCGACUACUAAGAAGAUACACUUGGUAAGACAUGCUCAGGCGGAGCACAAUGUCGGAUCGGACUGGACGAUCCGUGACGCACCCCUCACCGACCUCGGAAGGGAACAAAGUAUAGCAUUGUUAAAACGAACUAGGGAUGGUAUCCAACAGACCGCCCAACUACUUGUCUCCUCUCCGAUGAGACGAACGUUGGAAACCACCUUGAAAGGAUUCGCAACUUUGAAGGAGAGGUUGGAGAAGGAAGGUAAAAAUGUUGUAUUGCUCGAUAUUCUCCAAGAGGUGGAAGCCAACCCAUGCGACACACCUCUACCCGUAUCCGAACUGAAAACUACACUUAAUGGUAUCUUCGAAGAUUUUGACUUCUCCUCAAUCUCCCCCGAGUUCACCACCAAGGGAGGUAUAUUUCACCCUGACAAUGUGGAGGAAAGAGCGAGGAGGGUAAGACUUUGGUUGAGAGAUAGAGAGGAGGAGGAGAUUAUAGUGGUAGCACAUGGCGAUUUGUUACGAUACGUAAAUGGACAGUAUCCCCCCAAGACAGGUAUGCACCCAUGGGACAACACCGAAGUCCGUCUUUACACUUUUGUCUCUUCCUCUGAUCAAAACGCAACACUUAUUGAGAUCUCACCAGAGGUCGAAGGUGGACCUACCUCGUCAGGUCCGACGAGUAGUGAGAUGUAA